Ipomoea nil (Japanese morning glory) is the source of this 1453-nucleotide messenger RNA. RefSeq names its product probable trehalose-phosphate phosphatase H. The coding region runs from base 238 to 1365 and encodes 375 amino acids. The record is from RefSeq and is a predicted model, not a curated record. Gene Ontology annotation, molecular function: trehalose-phosphatase activity. The transcript is spliced from 8 exons. Lineage: Eukaryota; Viridiplantae; Streptophyta; Magnoliopsida; Solanales; Convolvulaceae. Gene Ontology annotation, biological process: trehalose biosynthetic process.
CUCUCCCACCAUCUCUCUCUCUCUCUCUCUCUCCCUGUCUUUAACACCCAAAAUCUCUGUGUCUUUGGCGAAGCAUUUAGAAGCAAGCCUAUUGGGUAUUACAGUUUGCUUCUUUUUGUAUCGGGAAAUAGAACAAAACCCCAUUUUCUCAGUCCUUUUUGGGGGAACAGAGCAUUCUGUUUCGUUUACUUUCUUGAACGCCGGAGUUGUCUGUUUACGAGGUUGGCAGAGGAAAAAAUGACGCGGCACAAUGUGGUGGCGGUGUCCGACCCCAACCGGUUCCCGACGGCGGGGCAUAAGCCGCCGGUCGUCCCCGGCGGGUACAUCAACUUCGAUGUUACUUCCGGCAAGGAGCUCCUCCAGAACCUCGACGUCAAUGGCGCCGCCGCCAAGGUCAGCUCGUGGGUUGACUCAAUGAGAGCUUCUUCUCCCACUCAAAAAUCCACCCCUCUUUCCGACGACCACCGCACUUGGAUGAUGCAGCAUCCUUCGGCUCUGGACAUGUUUGAGCAGAUCAUCAAGGCUUCAAAGGGAAAAAACAUUGUGAUGUUUCUCGACUACGACGGCACCCUCUCUCCGAUCGUGGACGACCCGGAUUCCGCCUUCAUGUCCGAUCCGAUGAGAGCGACGGUGAGAAAGCUGGCCACGUAUUUCCCCACCGCCAUCGUCAGCGGCCGUUGCACAGACAAAGUAUACAGCUUCGUACGCCUGGCGGAGCUCUACUACGCCGGCAGCCACGGCAUGGACAUUAAAGGCCCUUCAAGAGGCUCCAAAUACAAGAAAGGUGCCGAGGAGGAUGUUCUUUUCCAACCAGCCAGCGAGUUUCUUCCGAUGAUCGACGAGGUUUACAAAACCCUCCUGGAACAAACCAGUUCCACUCCCGGCGUUAAGGUGGAGAACAACAAAUUCUGCGUCUCCGUUCACUUUCGCUGCGUUGAUGAACUGAAAUGGGGGGAGUUGGCUCAGCAAGUGCGGUCUGUGCUCAAAGAAUAUCCUAAACUUCGAUUAACCCAAGGACGAAAAGUGUUGGAGAUUCGUCCCAUCAUUGAAUGGGACAAAGGGAAGGCUCUUGAGUUCUUGCUUGAAUCCCUCGGCUACGCUAACUCCACCGAUGUUUUUCCGGUGUACAUCGGAGAUGACAGAACCGACGAGGAUGCGUUUAAGGUCUUGAGAGAAACCAGACAAGGUUUUGGCAUCCUAGUCUCCAAACUUCCGAAAGACACUCACGCAUCAUACUCUUUACAAGAACCAUCAGAGGUUAUGCUUUUCUUGCGCCGUUUAGUAGAGUGGAAAAGGUUGGCCUUAAGGAGGCAGUCCAGGCUGAGAAGACAACUGGAGGAGAUAAAAGCAACCUUAAAAAACUAAGAUACCUUUGUUAUUACCUAGUAAUUAAUUUAGUACUAUUGCCUUCCUAAUCUGAACCAGUCAGCUAUAGAUAAGAUAUGUUGAUUUA